UAGGAAAAGAAGAUAAGCCAUUUUGUUUCACGUCUGUAAUACAAAACUAAAAUAAUUUUAAGAUGUAUCAGCACUUAAAGAAACAUUUGUCUGGUCAACUUGAACUAUUGGAUGAGUCAAAUGUUUAUCUACAGAGUAGCAUCAGUGAUUUUGUACAGCAGAUUAAAACAAAAGCAAUGGAAUGUGUAGACAACAAUUCUGACACCGAAAUGACGAUGAAAGCUGUACUUGCUAUGGUAACAUCAGCACAGAGUACUAUAAUAGAACACACUGAUAUGUUCACGGAAUCCACCAAGCUGUACCCUCUCACUGUGAUGACAGAAGAACAGAGAACACCUGAAAGUUUGAAGACAGCAGACACUGGAUUUAUUUCUCAAGCCUGUAGAGCUGUUAAAUGUAAUCCAGAAACAUCAAGAACAUUAAAGGAUAUUGAAGCAACCUUAUUAUCCCUUCAAGACUCAAAACAAAAGACGGAAGAUGACUUAUCAGAAAUAAAACAAUGGAGAGACAACUUUGUAACAGAACAAAGUGAUGUGGGGAUUAAAGUUCAAAACUGGUCUAAGAAACAAAAACAGAAUUUUAAAAACUUAAGAAAACAGUUAAAAGAACAAGAUAACAAAAUAGAAGAUCUGAAUCAACAAAUUAAAAGUUUGAAAAGUAAAGAAUCAGACACAGACAAAACACUGGAGAAACUGUCUCUAGAUAUGAAAGAAUAUGAAAACAACCUGCACACACUAAAUAAAGAGAUGAGAGUUUACACAGAGAAAACAGAUCAUGUAACACAAGAAAUUAAAAGACAUUCUGAUUUGAUAUCUGCUAUACAAGAAGAUUCAACAAAAGCAUUUGAUACUUUAUUGUCUAAGCAUGUUACGAUAUGUAAACUUCUACAACAAAGAUUGAUGCCAAUUCAUAAAAUAAUUGAAACAUAUAAUCAAAACUCUGAGACUAGGGUAGGGAAAAUGAAGAAGAUUGACACUCUUGAAAAAAAAGUUUUAAAGUUGUCACAGAAUCUUCAAUCAAUUGCGAAACAUUCUACACCAGGGUUUAUUGCUUCACAAGGUCGCUCGGACAUGAAAAAAGGUGUCGAAGUUAUUACAUUCAGUGCUGUAGAACGUAACGUAGGAAACCAUUUUGAUCAAAAGACUGGAGUAUUUACCGCCCCUGUUGAUGGCCUGUACAAAGUAAUCCUUACAAUAAAACCAACAGGAGAUGGUGCUGUAACAGCCGGUGUUGGGCACAAAUCUGGUGAUGUGGUGACAUUUCCCUUUGAUGUUUGGACAGCAGAUAAAUCUGGUGAAGCUUCAAGGAGAGUACAGGUUCAGAUGAAAACUGGAGAUAUUUUAUUUUCACACACCAGCAAUAAGGAUUGUGAAUGUACACAUUUUUCUUGUUUCCUUUUUUAUUUUUAAUAUUCAUGCAUCAUACAUCAUAAAACGUACAGGAAAAAAACCCUAUUUUAAGGGGUAAUAAAAAGAAUAACAAAUAUUUUAUUGGUUAAAAUCAGUAAUAACACGUUACUUUGUUUCUUCGUCUUUAUCUUUAAGUCUAUAAUUAAACUUUCUUUAACGAAAGUAACAUUUUAUUUAAUAAUAAUUGGAUAAUUAUAGCCUAAAUUGUGUUAAUAAAUGACGUGGUUUGAUGAACUAAAAAUAACUUAUUAUGAUUUGUGAUUGUGUAUAUUCACAUCAUUUUGCUUACACGAUACAAAGAUUAUAAAAUACAUUUUUAAAGUAAGUUCCCUGUUCAAACCUGACGGUCUAUAUGGCAAGUAAAGUAAAGAUCACUUGUUUCAGUGAGCUCGGCAUAUGAUAAGAACAAGCUAUACAUUAUGUGAUGACGUCAUGUUACAGGUAAUAUAACUAGUUCGUAGUUUGGACAGUCGAAACGGCACAACCUGAAACAUGGUGAAUAGUGGUAACCAAUCAAAGAUAAGGUCAGGGUCACGGGACUAGAGACGGUAAGAAAGGGGAAGGCUAUUUUUAAUUAAGACAAGGAGUCGGUAAACAUAUUCUUUAGUUGUACCAGUCUACAGAAUUUUAGUGCAAGCUGUUUGACUAGAAAGUCAGGGGCAGCAAGUCGUCAAUUAUAGAAGAGUUGGUAGUGGACGUGACUUAA
Molecule: messenger RNA, 2115 nt
Organism: Physella acuta
Lineage: Eukaryota; Metazoa; Mollusca; Gastropoda; Physidae
Molecular function (GO): protein binding
Source: RefSeq, a predicted model, not a curated record